This is a messenger RNA of Linum trigynum, 492 nucleotides long. Lineage: Eukaryota; Viridiplantae; Streptophyta; Magnoliopsida; Malpighiales; Linaceae. The record is from the annotation of a GenBank genome assembly.
AUGGAGAGGGCGGCUGCGGCCUCACGGGACUCGACGGGCGCCAUGGAAGCACUGGGAGGGCAGAUCGCCAUCUCGAUUGAGGAGAUGGGUAAGACAGUGACCGAGAACCUAUGCCAAGCCCUCGCAAAAACCAUGAGAGAGGUGAUGAUCGGCGUCCUGAAGAAUCAAGCUCCAACGCAGGCGGAUCCGAAGCUGACCGGAGGCGCGGCGAUCUGUGCAGGCGACGGCGGAAGGAAGAGCAGGGAGGAUUGGGCCGCAUCGGUGUUCAGUGGGCCAGGCCUGCUGCCUGUUCCAUCAGCCCAGGAGAUCUCUGAGGCCCGUGGGAAGAAGAAGAUGGUUGAGUUUGACGGGCUAGGCCCAGAGGAUGAUGAGUUAAGCUUCGCGGAGCAGGAAGGCUGGUGGGUGGACCCUGGGCCCGUUGGGGCGGGUCAAGGCUGGGUGGCAGACCUAAGGUCGGGCGACUCGAUGGUCGGGCGGGCCAACGCCGAUUGA